This is a messenger RNA of Cornus florida, 1206 nucleotides long. RefSeq lists its product as uncharacterized. The transcript is spliced from 10 exons. NCBI's taxonomy places the organism in Eukaryota, Viridiplantae, Streptophyta, Magnoliopsida, Cornales, Cornaceae. The record is from RefSeq and is a predicted model, not a curated record. The coding region runs from base 413 to 1054 and encodes 213 amino acids.
CAUGAAAAUCAGAAAAGGCGUCCACCUGGUUCGCCGCACCGCUAAAAGCCAAGACUGAGCAAAACUUGCAGACCCCUACAAGAAAUAACAACGGAUCAAGGAGGAGGGAAGGAAGGAAGACCACAUAAGCAAGAUCAAGAUAAGGGAAGCGUAAAGGGCACCAAUACAAAACUCAACUCUGACACGCAGAGACACCCAUAGUUCAGAGGAACCCCUAUUACAGGAGAGAGAAAAGUCCGUUAGACCCAUCUCCUACACAGUCGUGUGAUCAAUUCAAAAGGAUAACUUUUGUUCUACUCUUUGAAUCUUCCGAAGAAUACGCCAGUCCACUUCUGCAAGCACAUCUGGGAACAAACACUUUGCAAUCUAAAUCUUCCAAUUGAACUUCUUUUCCGCUUUGUUGAGAAAGGCCAUGUUGUUUGGAAGAGAGACACCAAUAUCACUCUCACGGCUAAAAGACUCUGCAACUGCAGGAGAAAGGGGAAGGAGAAAUUGGAUGGCCACCUCUCUGCUUUGCCUUUUCACCAUUCUCGCCAUUCUAUCCCAAGUCGCUUGCGUUGAUGAUAAAUGUGCCGCCUGUAAAGCUGUCGCGGGAGAGCUAGAGUUUGGACUUUCCAAUGAAAAGCCAAGGAAUCAUCUGGAUAUGAGACAUCGCCUGGACUCUAAAGGUCAGCGUAAAGGAAAGGUGAUUGAUUACAGGGUCAGUGAUUUGAGGGUUGUUGAACUCCUGGAUGGGCUUUGUGAAAAGAUGCAAGAUUACACUCUUGAGAAGAUAAAUUCAACCAGACAGGAAUGGGUCAAAGUGGAUGACUGGGAUAACCUCACUGCUGAUAAACAAGAAGCUCGAGCAUAUUCAAAAGAUAUAUCGAGUUAUUGUGGAAGGUUGCUUGAGGAAACUGAAGACGAGUUAGCGGAAUUGAUAAAGAAAGGAUCUGUUAAAGUUGGGGAAGUAAGGAAGGUUCUCUGUCAAGACCUCAGCAAAAAUUGCGGCCAGACAAGCGGUUACCUUCAGAUGGACAGCAGUGACGAUGAUGGAAUUGACGCAGAACUUUAGGUCACUCAGAUUUUCACUGGUUGUAAUUGUUUCUUUAUUCACUCCACGAAUUUUGUUAUGGAGUCGGGAUGUAAUGUAGAGUAAUUGGUACCAUGCAUGAAUGUCAAUUAUUAAAGCAAAUGAAAAUUUUUUGUCAUGCAGUUUAACUCUCU